This is a messenger RNA of Nerophis lumbriciformis (worm pipefish), 1713 nucleotides long. Lineage: Eukaryota; Metazoa; Chordata; Actinopteri; Syngnathiformes; Syngnathidae. The record is from RefSeq and is a predicted model, not a curated record.
AUGGAGCUCCCUGCCGCCGGGGAGCACGUCUUUGCGGUGGAGGGCAUCGAAAAGAAGCGCAUUCGGAAGGGGAAGAUUGAGUACCUGGUCAAGUGGCGGGGAUGGUCGCCCAAAUACAACACUUGGGAGCCAGAGGAAAACAUCCUCGACCCGAGGCUGCUCGUCGCAUUUCAAUACAGGGAGAGGCAGGAGCAGCUGAUGGGAUAUCGCAAACGGGGGCCCAAACCAAAACAUCUUCUGCUACAGGUUCCCUCAUUUGCCCGGAGAUCGAGUGUCCCCGAAGGCUUUGAGGACAACUCACCGGAUGUAGAAGACAGCCCCAAGUCUGAUUCCAUCCCGGUCCAGCGUCCCCAGCCGAAGCAGUACCAGCUGAACAGCAAGAAGCACCAUCAGUACCAGCCUAACAGCCAGGAGGUACCCGUUGAACAGCUUGCAAACAGCAAGAAGAAGUACAUAUACCAGCUUAACAGCAAGAAGCACCACCACUACGAGCCGGACCCAAACAUGUAUGAUGUUCAGGCUUCAAGGCUUAAGAAGGUGGUCAAAGUUCAGGAGGCAGCCAGUAAACCUGCCAACCCUGGAUGGAACCUACCUCUGGCACUGCAGCAGAAAUGGGUUCGCGACAAAGAGACAGGCUGCUUGAGUAAAGUCAAAGAACUAGCAGUCGAGGUGAGAAAACCUGCUCCCAAAGACGCUGAAAGUGAACAAGCUCUUAAACCUAAUCCUAAGGAUGCAACGCUCCCAAGCUCUGUUAGCAGCAAAAUGAAGAUAAUCAAGAACAAAAACAAGAAUGGACGUAUCGUUAUUGUCAUGAGCAAGUAUAUGGACGGUAAUAAGGUUCACGGAGCCAAAGGCAAACAUGGGGAAUCUUCAAGCGCAGAGAAAACCCAAAGUGGCCAACCGGCGGAAAGCAAUCCCGCGCACAGAACCAAAUUAAUGGAGAAUGGUCUACCCAAAGAGAUCUGCAGCAGCAGUGCCCUCCCCGCUGCAGAACACCCCCAAAAGUGCUCCCCAAAGGACAGACAUUUCUUCAAGCCUUCACCGAGCACAGCAGAGGAAUAUAACACAGAAGUCGCCCGGGGUCAGGCCGACUUACCUGAUGAUCUACCGCUCCAGCUGACCGCCAGCUCGCCCCCAACGUCUUGGCCGGCUGACAGCAACAUCCCGACGCCUACAAUUAUGCACCACAUCCGGAUUCCGUCAUACUCCAGCAGCCGGAAGAGGAAACUCUCAGAGCCUGCGGAUGAGCGUAGGGUUUCCAAAACUUUGUUGGCUUCCAGAAGCCUCAGCGUUUCCAGCACUGCGGUCGCUCCGCCUCAAGACAGACCAAUGGACCUCCACUGCACUGGACACUUUGGUGUGUAUGAUGCAAUAGACAGCAGUUGCCAGGAGGAGCCCAUGGAUUUGAGCUGCCCAAAGACAAAGAGGCAGGCAGAGCUGGAAACCACAUCUGAUACACGGCCUGAACUUCAACCCCAACCUGAACCUACUCCCCUACCUGAGCCUAUUACCCAACCUGAUCAGACUGAACCGCAACCUGAACCCCAACUUCAACCCCAACCAGUGGAAAACCAUGUCCAAAAUCCACCUGCAACAAUCGAGAACCUGCAGAGGAAGACAAAAAAGAUCUCUCCUUUUAUGGGAAAUAUUAUCAUCACUGACGUCACCACAAACAGUCUCACUGUCACCUUCAAGGAGUACGUCUCUUUCUAA